AUGUCGCAUUCCGAUCCCGAUGGGCCGCUGGCAAAGCGCCAGAAAGUCUCGACUUUGGCCAAUGCGCCUGAAAAAUCAAGCAAUUCCUCCCGCAUUUUUGCGCCUUUCAGAACUGUUGGAUUGAUCUCCCCGUCCAAUAUCCCAUUCACUUCGGUUCCUAUGGGUAAAACAACUUUUCAAAUCACAACGUCGGUUGGUCGAUCUCUGCAGACGUACGACUUGCUCCGCGGUCUCAAUCUCGUCUUCGUUACCCGACCACAAACGCUCGCCGAUAUCACUGCUACGUUAGCCUGGGGAAAGAAGGUUUUUGCGGCAUGGGGUGGAUCGCAAGAUAGUGAGCCUCAAGGCCUAUGGGUCUUUCAAAGAGGUAGAAAAAUCGCCGAGGUGGCCCUCCCAAGCGACUUGGCGGAGCCAAUUCAGCAAAUCAUCAUCUUUGGAACCUGGUUCAUUGCUUGCGCAAAGACAAGAAUUGAGGUUUUCAAAACAGCGACGCUUGAGCAUUACACCACCAUCCACACCAUGGCUGCUUCCAAAGGUGGCCAUGAGAUCACGGGUGGCGUUGUCACUAUGCCAACCUAUCUGAACAAGAUCUUUGUUGGUCGCAAAGAUGGCUGGGUUGAAAUCUGGAACAUUAGCACCGGAAAGCUGAUAUAUACCCUUCUGCCGCCUUCACCGGAUUCCGGCGCUGUUACCUGCCUCGAGCCAACCCCAGCUCUCUCUAUGCUAGCGAUCGCUUACUCGAAUGGCUCUCUGGUCAUCACCAAUGUUCUGACCGACAAGCGCGCUCUUCAAGUCGAAGCCGGACACGCAGACGCCCCCGUUACCUCAAUAUCCUUCCGAACCGAUGGCCUGGGAGCUGGACACGACGGUAGGAAGGAUGGCGUCAUGGCCACUGCUACCCCGGCUUCAGGCGACAUCACCUUCUGGGAUCUAAACCGCGGAGGUCGUGUGAUGGGAGUCCUGCGCAGCGCUCACAACCCACCAUCAGGCGAGGGUGGCGCUGUUCUUGGCGGUAUCAGCAAAGUCGAGUUCCUGUCUGGACAGGCAGUCAUCGUUUCUAGCGGCCGGGAUAACUCGCUGAAGACCUGGAUCUUCGACGAAACACCCUUUUCCCCUAUCCCAAGAAUCUUGCACUCACGUAGCGGACAUUCUGGACCGGUUAACUGCCUACAGUUCUUACCUUCCGAUUUCGACGGCGCCGAAGCUGGAAAUAAGUGGAUUAUCAGCGGUGGCAAAGAUAGGAGUCUUUGGGGAUGGAGUAUGCGUCGUGAUGGCCAGAGUACCGAGCUCAGCCAAGGCAAUAUUCGUAAGAAGGCAAAGAAGAUUGGGAUACUGGCUACCAACGCACUUGCACAUGGUCCAACAACGACUUUGGAAGACCUUAAAGCUCCCGAAAUUACCUGUAUUGCCACUUCGCUCAACCGCGACGGCGGCAUUGGUGCAUUGCCUGGAAAACAGGAGAUUUGGCAGAAGGGACGAGACCUUAGCAAAAAGAUGGACGCCGAGCUUAGUGGCAUGACGGGCUGGGAAAGUGUUGUUACUGCUCACAAGGGCGACCCUUGUGCCCGUACCUGGUUCUGGGGCCGAAAGAGAGCUGGUCGCUGGGCGCUCCCGACAGGAGACGGCACCGACGUUACCACUGUCGCUAUCAGCCCCUGCGGAACAUUCGCGCUGGUCGGCUCCGGAGCUGGUGGCAUCGACAUGUACAAUCUUCAGUCUGGUGUUCACCGCCAGCGCUUCCCGUCCAAGUUAACGCCAGCACAGGCUCGCCAGCUGAAGAUGCAGCAGCUUCGACAAGCAGAUGAUGUUGUCCAGCUACAGAGCGAAGGCAACCGAAAAUAUCCCGCCGGCGUCGGCAAACAUACCAAGGCCAUUACUGGUCUGAUUGUCGAUUCUAUGAACAAGACUGUGGUAUCUUGUGGCUUGGAUGGCAAAAUCAAGUUUUGGGACUUUUUGACAGGGACCCUCCUUGAGCAGCUGGACUGGGCACCUAUGACAUUCCCGACUGGAUGCCGAUACCAUCCAGCUAACAACCUCUUGGCGUUUUCUUGCGAUGAUUUGUCUAUCCGAGUUGUCGACCUGGAAACGAAAAAGACGAUUCGUGAAUUCUGGGGCCCCAAGGAUGUCAUUAACGACUUUUGCUUUUCCAACGAUGGCCGGUGGAUCAUCGCUGCCUCACGCGAUUCCGUGAUAAGGAUAUGGGAUCUGCCCACCAGCCACCUUAUCGAUGCUAUUAGAUUGGAGAAGCCUUGUAAAGCUGUUGCCAUGUCAUUUACCGGCGAAUAUCUCGCUGCCGCUCUCGAGGAUAGCCCUGGUGUCACAAUAUGGACCAACAAGGCCCUGUACAAGCACGUUCCAACUCGCCAGAUAUCCGAAGCGGAAAUUGGCCUGGUGGCUGCACCUACGACGGCUGGAGAAGGAAACCAAGGCUUGCUGGAAGCCGCCUUUGAAGAAGACAAGGAGGAGGAAGACAGUGGCGUUGUUGCGCCUUCAAUCGAUCAGAUCAGCUCAGAUUUGAUGACGUUGAGUUUGGUUCCCAAGAGUAGAUGGCAGACGCUGCUCCAUCUAGACUUGAUCAAGGAGCGAAACAAGCCGACCGAGGCGCCAAAGCUUCCCGAGAAGGCUCCCUUUUUCCUGCCAUCUACUUCUGGUGCGCAAGUGCCUGGGCUCAAGGACGAUGCUGAGCAGGCAGAGAUCGAUAGCAAGUCCCGUAUCUCGAGAUAUGACCAGGCUCGCUUUGAGGAGGCAUUUACGUCGAAACUGCGUGCUGGUGCCGAAAACAAUAAUUACGACGAAUUCAUCGAGCACCUCAAGUCUCUCUCUCCUUCAAGCGCAGAUCUGGAGCUUCGAUCCCUCUCCCUGGGCGAUGACGACGAGUCAAACGAGCUGCUGUUAUUUAUUCGAGCGCUUACGACUAGGCUGCAAGCACGAAAAGAUUACGAGUUGACGCAGGCGUGGAUGACCGUGUUCCUCCGACUUCACUUUGACUUGGUGAUGGAGAAUAAGGCUCUGCUGAAGGCUCUUGAGGAGUGGAAGGAACAGCAGGAGAAGGAAUGCAAUAGGCUGGAUGAUUUGGUAGGUUACUGCAGCGGCGUGGUCACGUUUUUAAGAAGCCCGCGAACAUGA
Messenger RNA from Trichoderma gamsii, 3126 nucleotides. RefSeq lists its product as hypothetical. The record is from RefSeq and is a predicted model, not a curated record. Gene Ontology annotation, molecular function: protein binding. The transcript has 3 exons. Bases 1 to 3126 code for a protein of 1041 amino acids. NCBI's taxonomy places the organism in Eukaryota, Fungi, Ascomycota, Sordariomycetes, Hypocreales, Hypocreaceae. Gene Ontology annotation, cellular component: small-subunit processome; Pwp2p-containing subcomplex of 90S preribosome. Gene Ontology annotation, biological process: rRNA processing.